AUGGCCCGAGCCCGCCCGCCGCCGCCGCCGCCGCCGCCGCCGGGGCUCCUGCCGCUGCUCUCUCCGCUGCUGCUGCUGCCCCUGCUGCUGCCCUCCGGCUGCCGGGCGCUGGAAGAGACCCUCAUGGAUACAAAAUGGGUGACGUCCGAGUUGGCAUGGACAUCUCAUCCAGAAAGUGGGUGGGAAGAGGUGAGCGGCUAUGACGAGGCCAUGAACCCCAUCCGCACGUACCAGGUGUGUAACGUGCGCGAGUCAAGCCAGAACAACUGGCUUCGCACAGGGUUCAUCUGGCGGCAGGACGUGCAGCGGGUCUACGUGGAGCUCAAGUUCACUGUGCGUGACUGCAACAGCAUCCCCAACAUCCCUGGCUCCUGCAAGGAGACCUUCAACCUCUUCUACUAUGAGGCUGACAGCGACGUGGCCUCGGCCUCCUCCCCCUUCUGGAUGGAGAACCCCUACGUGAAGGUGGACACCAUCGCGCCCGAUGAGAGCUUCUCGCGGCUCGAUGCCGGCCGUGUCAACACCAAGGUGCGCAGCUUCGGGCCGCUCUCCAAGGCCGGCUUCUACUUGGCCUUCCAGGACCAGGGCGCCUGCAUGUCGCUCAUCUCUGUGCGUGCCUUCUACAAGAAGUGCGCAUCCACCACCGCAGGCUUCGCGCUCUUCCCCGAGACCCUCACCGGGGCUGAGCCCACCUCACUGGUCAUUGCCCCUGGCACCUGCAUCGCCAACGCCGUGGAGGUGUCGGUACCCCUCAAGCUCUACUGCAACGGUGACGGGGAGUGGAUGGUGCCUGUGGGUGCCUGCACCUGUGCCACCGGCCACGAGCCAGCCGCCAAGGAGUCCCAGUGCCGCCCCUGUCCCCCUGGGAGCUACAAGGCAAAGCAGGGAGAGGGGCCCUGCCUGCCCUGCCCGCCCAACAGCCGCACCACCUCGCCAGCCUCCAGCAUCUGCACCUGCCACAGUAACUUCUACCGCGCAGACUCCGACUCUGCAGACAGUGCCUGUACCACGGUGCCGUCUCCGCCCCGGGGUGUGAUCUCCAAUGUGAAUGAGACCUCGCUGACCCUCGAGUGGAGUGAGCCCCGGGACCUGGGCGGCCGGGACGACCUCCUGUACAACGUCAUCUGCAAGAAGUGCCGUGGGGGCCUUGGGGCCGGGGGCACCGCGACCUGCUCACGCUGCGAUGACAACGUGGACUUUGUGCCUCGGCAGCUGGGCCUCACAGAACGCCGGGUCCACAUCAGCCGUCUGUUGGCCCACACGCGCUACACCUUUGAGGUGCAGGCCGUCAACGGUGUCUCGGGCAAGAGCCCUUUGCCCCCCCGCUACGCGGCUGUGAAUAUCACCACCAACCAGGCUGCCCCUUCUGAAGUGCCAACACUACACCUGCACAGCAGCUCAGGAAGCAGCCUGACCUUGUCCUGGGCACCCCCAGAGCGGCCCAACGGAGUCAUCCUGGACUACGAGAUGAAGUACUUUGAGAAGAGUGAGGGCAUCGCCUCCACAGUGACCAGCCAGAAGAACUCCGUGCAGCUGGACGGGCUGCGGCCUGACGCCCGCUACGUGGUCCAGGUCCGCGCCCGCACCGUAGCUGGCUAUGGGCAGUACAGCCACCCGGCUGAGUUUGAGACCACAAGUGAGAGAGGCUCUGGUGCCCAGCAGCUCCAGGAGCAGCUCCCCCUCAUCGUGGGCUCUGCCACAGCUGGGCUUGUCUUCGUGGUGGCUGUUGUGGUCAUUGCUGUCGUCUGCCUCAGGAAGCAGCGGCACAGGUCUGAUUCAGAGUACACGGAGAAGCUGCAGCAAUACAUUGCUCCUGGAAUGAAGGUUUAUAUCGACCCUUUUACCUACGAAGACCCUAAUGAGGCUGUGCGGGAGUUUGCCAAGGAGAUCGAUGUGUCCUGUGUCAAGAUCGAGGAGGUGAUUGGAGCUGGGGAGUUCGGGGAAGUGUGCCGGGGUCGGCUAAAACAGCCUGGCCGCCGGGAAGUGUUUGUGGCCAUCAAGACACUCAAGGUGGGCUACACAGAGAGGCAGCGGCGGGACUUCCUCAGCGAGGCCUCCAUCAUGGGUCAGUUUGACCAUCCCAACAUAAUCCGGUUGGAGGGCGUGGUCACCAAAAGUCGGCCAGUCAUGAUCCUUACUGAGUUCAUGGAGAACUGUGCCCUGGACUCCUUCCUCCGGCUCAACGACGGACAGUUCACGGUCAUCCAGCUGGUGGGCAUGUUGCGGGGCAUUGCUGCCGGCAUGAAGUACCUGUCUGAGAUGAACUACGUGCACCGAGACCUGGCUGCCCGCAACAUCCUUGUCAACAGCAACCUGGUCUGCAAAGUCUCAGACUUUGGCCUCUCCCGCUUCCUGGAGGAUGACCCCUCUGAUCCUACCUACACCAGCUCCCUGGGCGGGAAGAUCCCCAUUCGCUGGACCGCCCCAGAGGCCAUAGCCUAUCGGAAGUUCACCUCUGCUAGUGACGUCUGGAGCUAUGGAAUCGUCAUGUGGGAGGUCAUGAGCUAUGGCGAGCGACCCUACUGGGACAUGAGCAACCAGGAUGUCAUCAAUGCCGUGGAGCAGGAUUACCGGCUGCCCCCACCCAUGGACUGCCCCACAGCACUGCACCAGCUCAUGCUGGACUGCUGGGUGCGGGACCGGAACCUCAGGCCGAAAUUCUCCCAGAUCGUUAACACGCUGGACAAGCUCAUCCGCAACGCCGCCAGCCUUAAGGUCAUCGCCAGUGCCCAGUCUGGCAUGUCACAGCCCCUCCUGGACCGCACGGUCCCAGACUACACGACCUUCACGACAGUUGGUGACUGGCUAGAUGCCAUCAAGAUGGGGCGGUACAAGGAGAGCUUUGUCAGUGCGGGGUUUGCGUCCUUUGACCUGGUGGCCCAGAUGACCGCAGAAGACCUGCUCCGGAUCGGGGUCACCUUGGCGGGCCACCAGAAGAAGAUCCUCAGCAGUAUCCAGGACAUGCGGCUGCAGAUGAACCAGACGCUGCCUGUGCAGGUCUGACACCCAGCUCCCACUGGACGGGUGCCCUCCAGGGACUGUGCAGGACUCUGACCAGCUGGCUGGACUUCGGGACUUCGGGAUGUCUGGCCUUCGGCUGUGGCCCAGAAGAUGGAAGUCUGGGGAAGGCCCAAGCUAGGACUUCUCCUCCAGGCCUGUGCUCCCUCCACAGGAAGUUUGCCCCAAACCUCUUCAUAUUGAAGAUGGAUUAGGAGAGGGGGUGAUGACCCCUCCCAAGCCCCUCGGGGCCCCGGCCUUCCUGUUCUCCAGUGGGGGAUCCCCACCACCUCAGACUUGGCUGUUCUUCAGUGCUGGAGGUCCUGGCGCGGUCAGGUGGGGAAUACACCUGGGUUCCAUAGGGCCCAGCCCUGGCAGGGGUCUGGACCCCCAGGUAGGCAGAGAGCAGUCCCUCCCUCAGGAACUGGAGGAGGGAACUCCGGGAAUG
This is a messenger RNA of Globicephala melas (long-finned pilot whale), 3445 nucleotides long. It is a transcript of the gene EPHB3, whose product is annotated as EPH receptor B3. Gene Ontology annotation, cellular component: plasma membrane; dendrite. NCBI's taxonomy places the organism in Eukaryota, Metazoa, Chordata, Mammalia, Artiodactyla, Delphinidae. Gene Ontology annotation, biological process: ephrin receptor signaling pathway; axon guidance; protein phosphorylation. The record is from RefSeq and is a predicted model, not a curated record. Gene Ontology annotation, molecular function: transmembrane-ephrin receptor activity; ATP binding; protein binding.